Molecule: messenger RNA, 855 nt
Organism: Fusarium oxysporum Fo47
Lineage: Eukaryota; Fungi; Ascomycota; Sordariomycetes; Hypocreales; Nectriaceae
Product: P-loop containing nucleoside triphosphate hydrolase protein
Exons: 1
Coding region: 1-855 (284 amino acids)
Source: RefSeq, a predicted model, not a curated record
AUGUAUAAGACACAGGAAGACGGCAUCCGCCCAGUUUUUGUGAUCGGCUGCCCACGGUCGGGCACGACGCUGAUCGGCCAAUUCAUUGCUACAGCGCCUACCCUACUAAACGCGGGCGAACUAUCGGCUAUGUAUUUCACGCACGACGUGGCAGAGAAGGAAUACACGCGAGUACCUUCGCAGUACAAGGCAGAAUACCUAAGCGACCUACGCGCGCAUUCGGCGCAGUUUAUGCGCAAGUUGUGCUCUCGCGAAGGAAAAUUGGGAUUUGUAGAAUCAACACCAUGGAACAUGCGGGUGCUGCCGACGCUUGUUGGGGCUUUCCCGGAGGCAGUCUUUGUGGUCUGCAUCCGGCACUAUGCCGGCGUGAUCCAGAGCCUGCGCAGUUCGUGGGAACAGGGUUACAAAUGGGCCGGCCCCACCGACAUUCAGCGCGCGCAGCUCUGGACCGAAAUGAACGGUUAUAUCGACCGAUUACCCAUGGAUACGACGAUAUUUUUUUCUUACGAUGCCAUGUGCAGGGAUCCUGCAGCCUCCGUGUCGGAACUAGAACAGCAAUUACGCCUGAAAGAUGUGAAUGGUCCGUUCGACCGCUCUGUCUUUGCGGACAGCCAUGCGUCAUCUCCGGCAAGGCCCAAGGUGGCUUCCAAGAGCGCUGAGGGUAAAAGCGAGAUGCAAUCCAUUUCUGCUUAUAACACAGCCGCCUGGAGCACGGCAGAUGAAGCGGUGGUGUGUGAGGUUGUGGCCCCAGCUAUUGACAAAAUUGCCCGGAUCUCUAGAAUACAAAUAUCGCCGGUGCAUGCCGGGCAAGCCUGGCAAGCCUCGCUUUCGCCGUCGCCACUUUAUAGUCCAUGA